UGGAGGAAGAUGGCGGCCGCCCGGGGACUGUCCCUAGCGGCCGCUGCCCUGAGAGCGGUCACCCCCUGGCAGAGGGGCAGGCUCUUUGCGGCUUCCCUGCGACCUCAGGCGAAUCGGGAAGCAUCGUCCUCUAGCCCCGAGGCUGGCGAAGGACAGAUCCAGCUUACGGAAAGCUGUGUCCAGAGGCUUCUGGAAAUCACCGAAGGGUCAGAAUUUCUCAGGCUGGAGGUGGAGGGAGGUGGAUGCUCCGGAUUCCAAUACAAAUUUUCUCUGGAUACAGUUGUCAACCCGGACGACAGGCAAGGAGGAAGGGGAUGGUGCUUGGAAGAUGUUCGGGAGGGUUAUAAGUGCCUCCAGUUGAAGGUGCACUUCAUUCUAAAUUUAAAAGGGUAUUUGAACAGGGUGGGGCAAGAGUGGUGGUUGACUCUGAUAGCUUGGCCUUCGUCAAAGGGUCCCAGGUGGACUUCAGCCAGGAACUGAUCCGAAGCUCAUUUCAAGUGUUGAACAAUCCUCAAGCACAGCAAGGCUGCUCCUGUGGGUCAUCCUUCUCUGUCAAACUUUGAU
This is a messenger RNA of Condylura cristata (star-nosed mole), 564 nucleotides long. RefSeq names its product iron-sulfur cluster assembly 2 (gene ISCA2). The record is from RefSeq and is a predicted model, not a curated record. The transcript is spliced from 4 exons. Gene Ontology annotation, molecular function: 4 iron, 4 sulfur cluster binding; iron ion binding; 2 iron, 2 sulfur cluster binding. Gene Ontology annotation, cellular component: mitochondrion. Gene Ontology annotation, biological process: iron-sulfur cluster assembly. The coding region runs from base 10 to 480 and encodes 156 amino acids. Lineage: Eukaryota; Metazoa; Chordata; Mammalia; Eulipotyphla; Talpidae.